AGCAGUUCCAGCUUCAAUAUUUCUAAAUACAUUUAUUCGUACAGCAGUCAAAGAUAAAAAAGCAUUGAGGUAUGAAUUUUGAUAUGAAAUUAGUUAUAGUUUUUGUUUUGAUACGUACAGUGUUUACAGCUGUUGACGAAACUAAUAAGGUCACUGAAGCACCUGAGAAGAGAGAAGAAAUAUCCAAAGGAACUCAAGAAAAUUCUGUAAAGCCAACAGAAAGCUCUGGAGAACCAAGUGAAAAGACAGGGCAAGAAAAAGCACCUGAUAACUCGGUCACUGAAGCAUCUGAGAUGAGAGAAGAAAUAUCCAAAGGAACUCAAGAAAAAUCUGUAAAGCCAACAGAAAGCUCCGGAGAACCAAAUGAAAAGACCGGCCAAGAAAAAGCACCUGAUAACUCGGCAAAGGAACCGAGAAAAGUUCUGAAAGCUGGCAUUCUAGUAUUCCCAAUAAAAUCUAAGAAUACUGGAGCCAUUAAAGGAGUUGUUAUUGUAAGGAAUCCUCGAGUAAAUGGAGAAACAAGUACCGGUAACCAAAUGAAUAAUCAACCUCAAAGGCUAGGACUUGUAAGAACAAGUGUAAGAGUUUCAGUAAGAGGAGCAAUGGUUUACAAAACACGUCAAGUAAGUAAACCUGCAAAUGUUGAAGAAAAAAGGCAAACUUUUGCAGACACUGAGUCCACAAAUACAAAAGAAGCUAGGCCCUCCAACGAGGAGUCGUCGCCAACUCAAAACGUAACUCCAACCACAGACAUUGUGCAAACCCAAUCCUCAGCAGAUGCAGGGGAACCUGCAAAUAAAGGUGAGGUGGAAUCUCCCGCAGCACCUAAGUCUAUUUCUGCAUCCACAACCUCUGCAGAGAAAGGGCAAACUUCAGCUGUUGACUCUGCAAAUACGAAACAAGUUGAGCCGUCGACUGAGGCAACACCAACAAACAACGCAAAAAAUGUUGUGCAAACUCAAUCCUCAACAGCUGCAGAGGUCGGACCUGCAAAUAAAGGUGAGAUUGAAUCUCCCACAGAAAAACUUACUUCUGAAAACCUAAGACCAGAAACAAGUUAAAGAAAAAUAAUACUCUACUGAAAUAAAUCUGUAAAAGACAGUGUUUUUUUUCCACAUAAUGAAAUUAAAAAACUGUAAUUAUAGGAAAGAGAAUUUAAGCAUGUUGGUACAAGCAAAAACUACAAUAAAAUUGGAAAUCUCAACUAAAAUCCAACAAAGUUUUAACUUAGCCUCAAUAUUAAACACUGUGUUGUAAAGGACUAUUAAAGGGGUCGGAAUCUUAUAUGAUUUAUUUAUCGUAAGCAUAACUAUUUUUCUUUCUUUUUAAGUUUCCAUUCAUAUUAUUUUUAUUUAUGUGCUUUAGUAAGUAAGCUGUUUUGUUUCAGUUAUGUUUAACACUGUACACCUUGUUGGAAAUAAAUUUUAUUUUGAUUUGA
Messenger RNA from Macrosteles quadrilineatus (aster leafhopper), 1438 nucleotides. RefSeq lists its product as uncharacterized. The record is from RefSeq and is a predicted model, not a curated record. The transcript has 4 exons. Bases 72 to 1061 code for a protein of 329 amino acids. Lineage: Eukaryota; Metazoa; Arthropoda; Insecta; Hemiptera; Cicadellidae.